AUGCCUGCAUCCGACCACCGACCCGUCGCCGGCAUCCGCGUCCUCGAGCUCGCCGGUCUCGCUCCAGGUCCCUUCACAGGCCUCAUCCUCGCCGACUUUGGCGCAGACGUCGUCCGCGUCGACCGGCACGGCGACUCGUUCAACACCGACACCCUCACCAGGGGCAAGCGGUCCAUCGCCGUCUCGCUCAAGUCGCCCGAUGGCAUCUCGCUCGUCAAGACGCUCGUCGGCCCGUCCUCGUCGAGCACGUCGAGCGCAUCCAGUCGACCCGAACAAUGGCGCGCCGACGUCCUCAUCGACCCGUUCCGCCCGGGCGUUCUCGAGCGCCUCGGCCUCGACCCGGAGGACCUUCUCAAGGCCAACCCUCGGCUCGUCAUCGCGCGCCUGACGGGUUUCCGCCGCGAGGGCCCGUACAGCAAGAUGGCCGGGCACGAUAUCAACUACCUCGCCCUCACGGGCGUCCUGUCGAUGCUCGGGCGAGCGGGCGACAAGCCUUACUUUCCCGCCAACUUGCUCACCGACUUUGCUGGAGGUGGUCUGAUGGCCGUCGUCGGCGUCCUCGCGGCGUUGCUCGAGCGCAGCAGAAGCGGCAAGGGGCAGAUCGUCGAGAUCGACAUGGUAACGGGCACCCGCUACGCGUCCAUCUUCCCGCUCACGGUCGCGCGCCCGAGCACGGGCAUGCCGACUUGGAGCGAGCCGCGAGGCGAGAACUGGCUCGACGGCGGCGCGCCGUGGUACGAGGUGUACAAGACCAAGGACGGCGGCUACAUGAGCCUCGGCGCCAUCGAGAACCACUUCUACCGCGUCUUCCUCGAAAUCUUCUCGAAGGAGCUGUCGUCCUGCGCCGACCUGCCGCCGCACCCGAGCCCCGACACGCAGUACGACCGCUCGACCUGGCCCGACCUCGUCGCCUUUUUCACCGCCGGGUUCGCCGAGAAGACUCGCGACGAGUGGGCGAGCCUGUUCCUCAACACGGACGCGUGCUGCGUCCCGGUCCUCGAGCGCCACGAGGUCGACGCGCAGGGCCGAGGGCCAGGUGAGCCCGGUCGCGCGCUCGACGACGAGACGGCGGCCGACGGCGGCGGCGUGCCAGCCCCGGCGCCGAGGCUUGUCAGGACGCCUGCGACAGCUGGAGCGUCGGACGGGCCCUUCCUCGAGCCGGGCAGGGACACGGUCGAGGUGCUCGAGGCGGCCGGGCUCGGUGGGAAGGUCCGGGCGCUUAUCGAGGCCGGCGCCGUCAGCGCGUCGGACCCGAAGGCCAAGCUGUAGAGACGCCUUUGUAUCGUGCGUGAUAUUCAGUGUG
Messenger RNA from Rhodotorula graminis WP1, 1303 nucleotides. RefSeq lists its product as uncharacterized. NCBI's taxonomy places the organism in Eukaryota, Fungi, Basidiomycota, Microbotryomycetes, Sporidiobolales, Sporidiobolaceae. Bases 1 to 1269 code for a protein of 422 amino acids. Gene Ontology annotation, molecular function: catalytic activity. The transcript is spliced from 7 exons. The record is from RefSeq and is a predicted model, not a curated record.